Molecule: messenger RNA, 2214 nt
Organism: Momordica charantia (bitter melon)
Lineage: Eukaryota; Viridiplantae; Streptophyta; Magnoliopsida; Cucurbitales; Cucurbitaceae
Product: Plasma-membrane choline transporter family protein
Biological process (GO): transmembrane transport
Cellular component (GO): membrane
Molecular function (GO): transmembrane transporter activity
Source: RefSeq, a predicted model, not a curated record
AGUCACCAGUGGGAGCCAGCUCUUGAUCCUAUCUCCAAUUCCAUGUGCAGCUCUUCCCAGUAGAACUUCAGCGCCGCGGCGCUACUGAUUCUGAAACCUCCACCUCUUGGCUCCUCUGAAAGCACUCGUGUUUCACGUUCCCUCGCGGUGCGGUGGACUUUCAAGUUUCACCUCUUACCCUCAUCCUCGUCCUCUGCUGUAAUUGUAAUUUGUAGUUUGUGUAAUUUGUAAACCCCACCACAGUCCACACUCCACAGUCCACCAUGUUUUAACUUCACCCCCUUCUUCUUCUUCACCUUCUCCUUCUCUAACUUCAAUUCCUCUCCUCCCAUGGCUUCCUCCGAAGAACCCAACAAACCCACUGGCUUCUUCGACUCCUCUUCACCUUCCCAGCCCCUCCUCUCCAACCCCCCUCCUCCUUCUCUCUACCCAUAUCCCUCAAUCGACGACCCGCCCCAAUCCGACCCUUCUCAGUACCUCCAGAUCUCCUACAACUAUGCCCACCGCCCUUUCAAGGACAUCCCUGUUCUUGUUCUCUUUAUUCUCUUCGUUUUGUUGUCCUUUGGUUUUGGGAUUUUCGCUACCUUCAAUAGGAACACCGAUUACCCUAACCUCUCCUCUUAUUACUAUGAUUACCAAGCUGCCAAUUGUGUUCAAGACCCACUUUCUGUUUCAUCCCCCAAUUGGGUUUUCCUUUACUCCUCCUCCUCUUCCUCUUCCUCUGUUUUGCAAUCCUUGAUUUGGACCCUUGUUGCGACUUUGAUUUUGAGCUUACCCAUUUGCUUUCUUUUGCUUCUCUUGCUCAAGCACUACACCAGACAGAUUGUGUACACCUUACUUCCUCUCUUCGUGCUCCUUCCUAUCUUCAUUAAUGUCUAUUGGUUCGUGGCCUGCACGGUUAACCCAACUUGUAGCAACGACUUCCCGAUGGUCUAUAGGAUUUUGGUACUCAUAUUCAUAUUCUUGGUAAUUGGCGUAAUCGUGUGGAUAUUUGUCGUUAAUUGGCACCGAAUUGAGCUCACGGUUAGAAUAAUUGGGGUUGCCUCGAACGCACUGUCGAUGAAUCUGGGUCUGUUUGUGGCCACACCGAGUAUGACUCUGGGGCUACUGAUUUAUUAUGUACCAAUCGUUUUGUUCUUGGUGUUUGCGAGGUUGAAUGGGAAAAUUUUGCCCCAUCACCAUGGAUCAAGUGGAGAGUAUAGUUGUGUUUGGAAGCAAGACAAAUGGGUACCUGCUUACUAUGCAUUGGCGAUUCUUACAAUGUUGUGGUCUGCUGCUGUAAUGGUUGAAGGACAAGUUUUUGUGAUUAGUGGUACCAUAUCGCAGUGGUAUUUCUCGAAAGAAGAGGGCGAAACUCCAAGCCGGAGCAUUAGGAACUCUUUAAGGAAUGCAUUUGGACCCUCCGCUGGCACUGUAUGUUUAUCUGGAUUACUAAUCUUUGUGGUGCGUGUAGUUCGUGCUGUGGUCGAUAGCGCAAGACAAGAAGAUAUUCCCGGGAUGUUCAACCUUAUUUUACGUUGCUGCGUAAAUACAUUUCUGGCAGCUGUUGAUUAUCUGAAUAAAUUUGCAAUAACUUUUGCAGCAAUAACUGGUGAAUCUUACUGCUCAUCUUCAAGAAUGACAUAUGAACUCUUGAAACGAAAUCUGCUCUCAACUGUUUUCGUGGAGACAAUCUCCUCGCGUUUAUUAGUUGGAAUUGCCUUUGUCCUCUCAGCCAUCUAUGCAAUUGUGGCCUGUGCUAUCUUACAGGUUGUGGGCCAUCUCGGGGUCAAUACAUACCUUGUGGCUGUUGCAGCAUGGCUGCUCUUGAUCGUGGUACUUGCAUUCUUCAUCCACGUACUGGAUAAUGUAAUCGAAACCGUGUAUGUGUGCUAUGCUAUCGACAGGGACAGAGGUGAAGUGUGUAAACAAGAUGUCCAUGAGGUUUAUGUUCACCUACCCAUUAGCAGAAAUCACAGAUCAUCACUCCUUGUAUAAUAAAUUAGUCCUGCAAAUCACAUGGUACUGUUUUGCAGAUAAGACACUGGGUUUGAAAACGCGAUUCUGUGUAUAAUGAGCUGCCACCUUGUACAUUUUGAGCCUCUUUUUUCCCCUUUUAAGCUAGUUCUUUAGUGGACCAAUUUAUCUUAUCUAUUGAACUAUAUUCAGAUCGACGCAUCCUAAAGUGGUGUAAAUAUUAAUUUUAUUAGUCGAGACUUACAUGAUAUUGCAAUA